This is a messenger RNA of Juglans regia (Persian walnut), 1239 nucleotides long. RefSeq names its product transcription termination factor MTERF15, mitochondrial-like. The transcript has 3 exons. Gene Ontology annotation, biological process: regulation of DNA-templated transcription; chloroplast organization. The coding region runs from base 1 to 1239 and encodes 412 amino acids. Lineage: Eukaryota; Viridiplantae; Streptophyta; Magnoliopsida; Fagales; Juglandaceae. Gene Ontology annotation, molecular function: double-stranded DNA binding. The record is from RefSeq and is a predicted model, not a curated record. Gene Ontology annotation, cellular component: chloroplast.
AUGCUGGGGCAAGUUUUUGUGGCUCCCAAGCACUCGUCAGAUUCAGAAGUUCAUGAAGAACUUGACUCUUCAGCCAGUAUUUCCCUGAAUGAUUAUUCAAGCAAUCAGAAGAGAACAGUUAAAGCUGUCUCAGGCAAACUUGGUUUAUUUCAAUAUGAGGACAAGCAACAAAAAGGGAAACCUUCUUUUACAGUGUCUUACCUCAUAAAUUCUUGUGAGUUGUCCCCAAAAUCAGCUAUUUUAGCUUCCAAGAAUUUAGACCUUGAAAACCCGGAUAGACAAGAUUCAGUGUGUAACCUACUCAAAGAGAAUGGAUUCGCCGAUAUCCAAGUCACUAAAAUUGUACAAAGACGCCCACAAUUGCUUUUAGUUGAUCCUGGCAAAAUCCUUUUGUCCAAAAUUGAGAUUUUUCGUUCUAUAGGUGUUUCAAGCUCUAAACUCCAGAAAAUCAUCACCAAGUCCCUUGGACUACUACGAAGAAGCUUAAAUCAACAUCUUAUACCCUGCUAUAAUUUUCUAAAGAGCGUACUUCUUGAAGAUGAUAAAGUCAUCACUACUUUAAAGCGCUUGUCACGGUCCUUUCUAAAUAGUGUAGUGGAUAAUAUGGUUCCAAAUAUUGAACUUUUGAGAGAGAUUGGAGUGGCUCAAUCUACCAUCUCUCUGCUAGUGAGUGAUUAUCCGGAUAUGGCAUUCAUGAAGCAUAGUAGGUAUGAUGUGGCUCUCCAGGAGGUGAAAGAAAUGGGAUUUGAUCCUUCAAAAUCAGCGUUUGUCAUUGCACUUCAAGUGCUUUUAAAAGUGAAGAAACCAAAAUGGGAAUCUAAAUUGGAGGUUUAUAAGAGGUGGGAUUGGUCCACGAAUGUUGCUUUCUUAGUGUUUAAAAGGGCUCCCCAAUGUAUGCUUGUAUCAGAAGAGAAGAUUUGCAAAGCAAUGGACUUCCUCGUAAAUCAAAUGGGUUUCUCUUUUGAAGAUAUUGCUAGAAAUCCUACUGUUAUACUAUUAAGCUUGAAGAAGAGGAUUAUCCCUAGAUGUUCAGUUGUUAAAAUUUUGCAAGCCUAUGGUUUUCUCAAGACUCAUAUAAGCUCAUCGACUUUCUUUCUACCUACUGAAAAGCGCUUUCUUGACAAGUUCGUGAUCAAAUUUCUGGAUCAUGCUUCUUUACUGAUGAAUGUGUAUCGGGCUCAGAUUGAACUUCUUGAUGUAGAAAUCCAAUCUACUAAGGUAAGGACUGAACGGUUGUAA